AUGCGGGGCGACGAGACGGAUUCUGAAUCUGGAAAGUCUGACGAUAGCUGUAUUCGCAGAACGCUUGACGCGCUUUGUCAGGAGCUGAAUAUGGACGAAGAGACGGCAAACGAGGCGAUGCAAAACUUCACUACUAUUUGGAACACAUACACUCUCGAGGGUGACAUGGUUCACUGGCUUGCCUGCUCUCUGUAUGCGGCCUGUCGGAAGAGCUCCACUCCCACUGUGGGACUGGGGGUGUUGGAGGGCAACUGUGUGUCCCUCACUAGGAUCCUGCGGACCUCCAAACUCAGCUUGAUUCAGUUCUUCAGUAAAAUGAAGAAAUGGGCAGAUAUGUCAAACCUGUCCCAGGACUUCCGGAACCGCGUCGGCCGCCUGGAGAGGAAUUUUGAGGUGUCAACCGUCAUCUUUCGGAAGUUUGAGCCAAUAUUCAUGGACGUGUUCCAGGACCCUCAGAGUGAACCUCCACGCCAGCCCAGGAGCAGAAAACACAGGCGUCUCCCUUGCCACAUUAGUGAUGUGUUUAAGUUCUGCUGGACGCUGUUUGUGUACACUAAAGGGAAUUUCCGGAUGAUCGGAGAUGACCUGGUGAAUUCGUACCAUCUCCUGCUCUGCUGCCUGGACCUUGUCUUUGGGAAUGCUCUGCUCUGCUCUAACAAGAAAGACCUCAUCAAUCCCAGCUUCAAAGGUCUGCCUAAAGAGUUUCUCCGCCCGGAUGCUGAGGUUCCAGAUGAGCCGCCCUGUGUGAUUGACAAGCUGUGUGAACUGCAUGAUGGUCUAGUGGUGGAGGCCAAAGGGAUUAAAGAACAUUACUUCAAACCUUACAUAAGACGACUGUUUGAGAAGAGGAUCCUGAAGGGCAAUGAGGAGACACUCUCUGAGCUCUUGGACACCCCCAACUUUCAAGACAACAAUAAAGCCAUAAAUCGGGAGUAUGAGGAGUAUGUCCUGACAGUGGGCGAUUUUGACGAGCGGGUUUUUCUGGGAGCCGACGCGGACGAAGAGAUCGGCACGCCACGCAAGGCGGCCGCUGAACCUCCCUCCACGCCCCUCUCCGCCCGCAUGCAGGUGGAGUCCAACCUGCAGCAGCACUUUGAGAAGACGCGUUCACUAGCGCCCUCUACCCCUCUGACUGGGCGGCGUUACCUGAAGGAGAAGGAUGUGUUGGUGACGCCGGUCUCCUCAGCGACACAGAGUGUGAGUCGUCUGCAGAGCAUGGUGUCAGGACUGAAGAACGCACCCAGUGACACUCUGCUCCACAUCUUCAGUUCUUGUUCCCGGAACCCGACUGAGUCCAUUCUGGGCCGUGUGAAGACCCUGGGGGAGAAGUUUAAACAGAGCUACACUAAAACCUGGCAGGACAUGCCAGGAGCACACAUAGAUUUUGCGGAGAACCGGCUGAAGCUGGCAGAAAUCCUGUACUAUAAAGUUCUGGAGAAUGUGAUGACCCAGGAGAUGAAGCGACUACAGGGCAAAGACAUGGCUGUGUUGCUGGAGCAGGAGAUCUUCCACUGUUCAUUACUGGCCUGUUGUCUGGAGGUGGUUCUGUUUGCCUACAGUUCCCAGAGAACCUUUCCUUGGAUCAUAGAGGUCUUUAAUCUCCGCCCCUUCUACUUCUACAAGGUGAUAGAGGUGUUUAUUCGUUCAGAGGAAAGCCUGUCCAGAGACAUGGUGAAACAUUUGAACAGUAUAGAGGAGCAGGUGCUGGAGAGCAGGGCAUGGAGUGGAGACUCUGUACUGUGGGAGGUUCUGCACAACGCCAACAACAAAGUCCCAACUGUGGAGGAGGUAAAUUUCCCCAGUAGUUUUGAUCUGAGUGGUAACAACAGUAGCAGCAGUCCUGCCCACCUGCCCCUGGUUGCCCUGUCUCCCAUCAUCCACCCGCGCAUCCGAGAGGUCCGCACGGGGCUGGGCGGCAGCGCUCGCAAAGAUCUCCCUCCGUCACCCAUCUCCCUGCAUGAUCGCUACAGCUCUCCAGCAGCAGGCAGUGCAAAAAGGCGCCUGUUUGGGGAUGACAACCCAGCCCAGUCCCCGGUUAAGAAGCUCUCCAUUACUCCCAUCAAAAUCAUCCCCACCUCCAGUAACGGUGGCCUGGCCUCUCCAGCCAGCACCUUGCUCUCCAUGUCUGCAGCCAACGGCCAGCAGCUCAACAAACUCCAGAUCGUCCCCCUGCCAAUUAUGAAAGGUGAAGGAGGUGGAAUAACGGUUAUUCAGGUCCAGGCCGAGGAAUUCAAUCCCAUCUCAGCCCAGGUUCUCCUCACUGCUUCACCGGGCCGGGCCAGCGUCACGGCCGUAGGUCCAGACACACACACCAUCAGCAGACCCAGACGCACGGGCUCACUCGCGCUCUUCUUCAGGAAGGUGUACCACCUGGCCAGUGUGCGUCUGAGGGACCUGUGUGUGAAACUAGACAUCUCGGCUGAGCUUAGAGGGAAGAUAUGGACGUGUUUUGAGCACUCUAUCGUUCACUGCACCGAGCUGAUGAAAGACAGACACCUGGACCAGCUCCUGCUCUGUGCCAUCUACAUCAUAUCUAAAGUCACAAAAGAGGAACACUCAUUCCAAGACAUCAUGAAGUGUUACCGUAGCCAGCCACAGGCCAGCAGUCAUGUGUACCGCAGUGUUCUUCUUAGGAGGGGUUCCAGAGAGCAGUCGACAGAUGAGAAUAUGGAAGUGGAUCCACCAGCAGAAGAGCGUGAGUCCAAUGAGAGAGCACAGCAGCACUACGGUACAGAGGCUGGCGAAUCAGAGGAGGAGCGGGGUGACCUCAUCCAGUUCUAUAACUCUGUGUAUGUUCUGAGGAUGAAGGGCUUUGCCGUGAGAUAUGCCACGCCCAACGGAGACAACAGGAUGGAGGUCCCCCCGUCGUCACCCUUUCCGUCAGUGCGGGCUCAGCCUCUGUCCCCUCGUCGGGUAUCCCAGAGACACUCCAUCUUCGUGUCCCCCCAUAAGAACGGCGCCUGUCUCACCCCAACCUCUGCCUACACCUACAAGUUCACUGGCAGCCCCUCCAAGGAGUUGAGUGACAUUAAUAAAAUGAUUCGUCAGGGUGGGGUGAGUAAGAAGAGAGCCUUCACUAUGGAGGGAGACGAGACUGAGUCUCCCACCAAACGCCUGUGUCAGGAGAGUGAGGACGUGCUCCUGAAACGCCUGCAGGACGUGGUCAGCGAGAGAGCUCACCACUGACCAAUCAGACAGAGGAACACACUAUUUCUGACCAAUGGCAGAGCUCCUCCGUAGAGUCACACACCUGCUGUGACCAGUCAGAGUGUGAAGUCAAGCCUCGGACGCAGGAUCGGCCUGGCCAACAGUUGUCUCCCCUGGCUGUGCAUUCAUCAAAACUUGAUCCGGUUUCUGACUCAGCUUAUCCCAGCCAAAGACGCUUAGUGUAUGUUUCUAUUACAACUGCUCAGAUACUGCCCAUGUCUGUCACCAGGACCAGGUGGUCAUGAUACAGCUGUAUUACAGGCACACUGUGUGUGUGUGUGUGUGUAUGUGAGUACAGAUAAACUUUUCCUUUAGACUGCAGCUAUUUUAGAGAGAAAACAGUUCACACAGGCUCUUUACUGAUUUCCUAGACAUGUUGUAAUGAUUAUUUUGUGCAUUAUAAAAUGUGUAAUGCAGUCGUAAAUUGAACUCAACUCUAUACCAGUGGUCGCCACUCUAUUUAUCAACUGCUAUUGGCAACUAACUAGCUGAUUGAUUUGAUGACGUGACUUCUGAACAGUUACAGGGGGCAUUGUCAACAUAAGCAAUACAAAAAUUUAGAAACCUCUAAAGCAGGAGAUGACUGUUAGGUUCAGUCUGGGGACCAGUUGAAGGAAGUGGUUUGGACAGUUUUGUGUUGGAUUCAGUGUGGGAACCAGUUAACAGAGAUGGUUCUGACUGUUUUGUUUUGGAAACCUGGGUUAAGUGAGUAGAGGCUUUUCUGUGGGGUCAUGUUUGUUACCUGAACCUGCCUAAAGUUGAAGUUGUGUUGUGUGCUGCUGGUGGUGGUGGCAGCUUUAUGUUCAGUUGUGUAGUAUCUACACUGCUUUAUUUCUUCCCGUGCUGAAAAUGAUGUGUGUCGCUUUAAGCAUCAUGUUUUAUUUCCCACUUUUCUUUGAACUGUACUCUUUCAUGUGCCUUCUCCACUGAGCUGGAGAUUGCUGUUUGUUCUGUUUUAAUGUGUACUGUUCCUACUACAGUAUUUAACCAAAUUCUCUCUCCUCAGACAGAAGGGUAUGACCAGUUCUCUGCCUGUUAACCUCAGGGGGUUGUCUGUCUGAAAGAAACCAUAUAAAAUUCAGUGAGGAACUCUGAAGUGUGAAUACUGAAGAAAUUUUGCUUGUCAAAAUUAGUUUUCUUUAAGUCCUCUCAUU
Messenger RNA from Chanos chanos (milkfish), 4361 nucleotides. RefSeq names its product retinoblastoma-like 1 (p107) (gene rbl1). The transcript has 22 exons. Lineage: Eukaryota; Metazoa; Chordata; Actinopteri; Gonorynchiformes; Chanidae. Gene Ontology annotation, biological process: regulation of transcription by RNA polymerase II; cell differentiation; negative regulation of G1/S transition of mitotic cell cycle. Gene Ontology annotation, molecular function: RNA polymerase II transcription regulatory region sequence-specific DNA binding. The record is from RefSeq and is a predicted model, not a curated record. Bases 1 to 3186 code for a protein of 1061 amino acids. Gene Ontology annotation, cellular component: nucleus; chromatin; transcription regulator complex.